This is a messenger RNA of Didymella exigua CBS 183.55, 1130 nucleotides long. RefSeq lists its product as uncharacterized. NCBI's taxonomy places the organism in Eukaryota, Fungi, Ascomycota, Dothideomycetes, Pleosporales, Didymellaceae. The record is from RefSeq and is a predicted model, not a curated record. Gene Ontology annotation, biological process: DNA-templated transcription. Bases 209 to 856 code for a protein of 215 amino acids. Gene Ontology annotation, molecular function: zinc ion binding; DNA binding. The transcript has a single exon.
GCUUUCGAGAAGCGCGUCUAUAUCUGCGCUUUCCCUCAUCUGCCUAUCGAGCUCACCAAGAACGAGAUUGAUCGCUUCCUUGCUGAUCCCGAAAGGAACGCCAGGAUGUGUCCUGAGAUGUUGGCGCUGAUUUUCGCUGCCAUAGCGUUAGGCGCCCAGCACUCCGUUUGGGACAAGUGUGGUGGAACGUGGGAAGCUGAAUCAGUAGAUGCGGAGGCGCAAAGAGGUAACGUCUAUAGUACGUAUUCCCAUGCCAUUGCUCAACGGUACUGAUUAUUUUCAAGUUGCGGCUGCGAUGCAAGCUUUACGUCUCUCAUCAUGCAUGCACAAAUCGUCGCUGUUGGCUAUUGAGACACUCAUUAUGAUUGGACCGUUCUUGUCUAAUUCUGGUCGCUUCUUGGACGCAUGGACGCUCUUUGGUACUACCAUUCGAUUGGCCCAGGCAAUUGGUCUCCAUCGUCACCCGAAAUAUCUUGAUCCAGCUCCGCCUACACAAAGUGAAUGUGCGAUUCGGCAAACUCUCUGGUGGUGGAUGCUUCACAUGGACGAGCAGUACUCAAUGACUUUGGGACGUCCGUUGGGGAUAAGCGGUAUAGGAGACUGCCCACCUCCACAUGAACUAACCACAGAUCCGCGCAUGCUACGAUUUGGAGAAUUCAUCAACCACUUCACCAUUCUGGCCAGACAGAUUCUAAGCAGCGAUCAAUUGUCAAACGCAAAGAUUGACGGGUUCACGGAUCAGCUGAGUGCGCUCCUAGAUACCAUGCCCGAGAUGCUCCAAUUCGACGAAACCUGGUUGGACAAAGAGAAGGAUCUUCCCGAGUGGCCCCUGAGCAUCAUGGCUGCUGGUACGUGACUCUACACUAACAGCAGUAUUUUGAUCAAUGCUCACCUUUCGAAGUCUACUACUGCAAAACGCACACAUGCCUCAUCCUUCUGAAUCGCCAAAGAAGUGACAAGCUGGCGACCCCUCAUGGAUCCGCCACCAAGCUUCCUUCAUCGUUCCGACCAGUUAACAAGACACCGUCUUCACCCCCUUCGCCAACGACACCCUCACCGAGUCUGCAACGGGGCAGACCUCUAGUACUUGCAUCUUCUGCGGGGAUCCUGACAGCUUACUUGUACUUCUA